AUGGACAAGCACGACAAGAUGAAUUUUUCAACAGAUUUAAGUAAUCAGUCUAUUAAUGACAACAUGUCUAGAAUGCUGCAUUUAGAUGAAGAAUGUGCAUUGCCACUAGCAGUUGUGUUUACUUUAUCAUUGGCCUAUGGAAUUGUUAUGAUACUUGGACUCUCUGGAAAUUUGGCUCUCAUCAUCAUUAUUCUAAGACAAAAGGAAAUGCGCAAUGUCACUAAUAUCCUCAUUGUAAAUUUGUCAUUUUCUGAUCUACUGGCAACAAUAAUGUGUCUCCCGUUUACUUUAGUUUACACCCUGAUGGAUCAUUGGAUUUUUGGAGUGGGUAUGUGUAAACUAAAUGAAUAUAUACAGUGUGUCUCAGUGACAGUCUCUAUUUUCUCACUGGUUCUCAUUGCUGUUGAGCGCCAUCAGCUGAUUAUAAAUCCUCGUGGUUGGAGACCUAACAACAGACAUGCUUGUGUUGGAAUCACAGCAAUAUGGAUGGUAGCCAUGGCUGCUUCUUUGCCAUUCAUGAUGUACAGUUCCUUAACAGAUGAACCAUUCAAGAAUUUAACCAUUGAUUUAUAUAUUGGAAAAUACGUGUGCCUUCCAGAAUUUCCAGACGAAAAAUUCAGACUCACAUACACAACAUUGUUGUUUGUUGUACAGUACCUUUGCACCGCUAUGCUUUAUUUUCGUAUGCUAUACUAAAUAUUCCUCAGAUUAAAACGAAGGAACAGCAUGAUGGAUAAGAUGAGAGACAAUAAAUACAGAUCCAGUGAAACAAAGAGAAUCAAUAUCAUGCUUUUGUCCAUUGUGGUUGGAUUUGCUCUGUGCUGGCUGCCAUUCUUCAUCUUUAACUUGGUGUUUGACUGGAACCAUGAGGCUGUUGCCACAUGCCACCAUAACUUGUUAUUUUUGAUUUGCCAUCUAACAGCAAUGAUCUCAACAUGUGUUAAUCCAAUUUUUUUAUGGUUUUCUCAACAAAAACUUUCAGCGGGACCUACAGUUCUUCUUUAAUUUUUGUGAUUUUAGAUCUAGAGAAGAUGACUAUGAAACUAUAGCGAUGUCUACCAUGCACACUGAUGUUUCUAAAACAUCUUUGAAGCAAGCAAGCCCAAUAGCAUAA
Molecule: messenger RNA, 1114 nt
Organism: Staurois parvus
Lineage: Eukaryota; Metazoa; Chordata; Amphibia; Anura; Ranidae
Source: the annotation of a GenBank genome assembly